GUGUGGUAUUGAAGUUGUUAUUGUUCAUCUUUUGCUUGCGGAGGAAAAGAGAGAGAGAGAAAUAAAGAGGGAUUUUUCGCUUCCAAGAGAGGCGAUCUGUCUUAUUGUUUGGUUUUUGCUUUCGUCUUUCUUAGAUCUUUUCCUCCCGUCAACGCUUGUUCUUCCUCGAUUCUCUUCGAUUUUUCUCUCGAUUGCGGUUUACGGCCAUGGCCACCAGCGGAAACAAGAACAUUAAUGCCAAAUUGGUGCUUCUUGGUGAUGUUGGUGCUGGGAAGUCAAGUCUAGUGUUGCGUUUUGUUAAAGGGCAGUUUGUGGAGUUUCAGGAAUCGACAAUUGGUGCUGCCUUUUUCUCUCAAACAUUGGCUGUAAAUGAUGCAACUGUGAAAUUUGAAAUCUGGGACACGGCCGGGCAGGAGAGAUACCACAGUUUGGCUCCAAUGUAUUAUAGGGGUGCAGCUGCUGCCAUUAUCGUCUUCGAUAUUACCAAUCAAGCUUCAUUCGAUCGGGCAAAAAAAUGGGUUCAAGAACUUCAGGCACAAGGCAAUCCCAAUAUGGUCAUGGCUUUAGCUGGGAAUAAAUCAGAUUUGUUGGAUUCUAGGAAGGUUUCUGCAGAGGACGCCCAAACAUAUGCGCAGGAGAAUGGCUUGUUUUUCAUGGAAACCUCUGCAAAAAGUGCUGCUAAUGUCAAUGAUAUCUUCUAUGAAAUAGCUAAGAGAUUACCCCGAGUGCAACCAGUACAGAAUGCACCCGGGAUGGUUCUGGACAGACCUGCCGAAAGGGUAGCAAGUGCGUCAUGUUGCUCGUAGAUCUUCGUCCUUGCUCGGUUCCUAGGCUGUCAGCAGCACGUCCUUCAGUUGUAUGGAGCGUUCGAAAAGAAAAGAUUGGAAAAAGAAGGAAAAGAAAGAGAGGUUGGCAAUGUUGGGUUUAUUAUGAUGUGUAAAUUGACGGUUGUUUUUAGAAGAUAUUGCUUUGUUAUGCAGCCUCUGGCAGUAAAGUGGCUGACUACUAUGUGUUUAUAUAUGACCUUGGGCUUGCUUCUUCUCAUGCACAGUUGUGCAAAUUAAAAGCACUCCCAAAUGAGAGGAGGAGGAGAGGAGAGGUUGUGUGAAUGUGAGUAGUAGUUUAACUCUCUUGUCUUAAUAGCAUUAUUAUUAGUUAAGUUAAUAGAAA
Messenger RNA from Cucurbita moschata (crookneck pumpkin), 1170 nucleotides. RefSeq names its product ras-related protein RABF2b. The record is from RefSeq and is a predicted model, not a curated record. The coding region runs from base 207 to 806 and encodes 199 amino acids. The transcript has 7 exons. Gene Ontology annotation, molecular function: GTP binding; GTPase activity. Lineage: Eukaryota; Viridiplantae; Streptophyta; Magnoliopsida; Cucurbitales; Cucurbitaceae.